Molecule: messenger RNA, 534 nt
Organism: Condylostylus longicornis
Lineage: Eukaryota; Metazoa; Arthropoda; Insecta; Diptera; Dolichopodidae
Product: NADH dehydrogenase [ubiquinone] 1 alpha subcomplex subunit 7-like
Exons: 3
Coding region: 109-411 (100 amino acids)
Biological process (GO): mitochondrial electron transport, NADH to ubiquinone; ATP synthesis coupled electron transport
Cellular component (GO): mitochondrial inner membrane
Source: RefSeq, a predicted model, not a curated record
GACAAUGUAAAUUGAACGAGCCAUCAUAUAUAACUCAAGAAUUGUAUUAAAAAGUUGAAAAAGUUUCACUAAAGCUUAUUGCAAAAUUAAUUAUUUUAUUUAUUCUAAAUGGCUAGGCGUGAUAUAGCAUCAGCUUUGCAAAAAGUGCGUGCUUUUCUUUUAGGACGAGAAUACACUAAUGCUUUAAGAUUUGAAGAUGGCAUAGCAGCCCGUACACAGCCGCCGCCUGAAGUACCCGGGGGACCAGCACAUAUUUUAUCCGCCAAUUAUUAUUGUACACGAGAUGUCAGAAGACUUGUUGCUCCGCCUAUUAAUGUCGCACAUAUAGCUUUACCUGCACAUAAAGAGUCAUCGGUUGGUAAUACUCAUGACAUUAAUAUUUCAACGCCAGGCAAGGUGCACCAUUAUUAAUAAGUAUUGGUUCUGCAGAGUUUUCAAAGGUUAUCAUUAAAAUAGUAGCAAAAUGAUAGUUUACAACUCAAUAUUUUAGUUAAUAUAAUGAAUUCAUUAAAAAUCUUAAAUGAAAAACGAAAA